GUCCGAUAGGUGGCGACGGUUUGCACGACUGUGUCAAGAUGCACAGAGGAGCCGACCAUCGAAGAGGAGAUCUGCGUCCGCCGUUGAAUAUAGCAUCUCAGCUAAGACUGUUCCGUAAAUAAAGACUAGCGUAUAUAUUUUAGAUACACAGGCUACCCGUAUUUUUGUCAGUCCCUCACCAUGGCGACCGGUGCUGAUGUGAGGGAUAUUCUGGAGCUGGCAGGAGGAGACGAUUCAGGUCCCAUCAGCAAGAAGGACAUCAUCAACUCAGACAAGAAAAAAGCCAAGAAAGUGACAGAGACUUUAACCUUCAAGAGACCAGAAGGAAUGCACAGAGAAGUUUAUGCCUUGCUAUAUUCAGACAAAAAUCGGGAUGCCCCUCCCCUGUUACCGAGUGAUACUACUCAAGGCUACCGGACAGUGAAAGCAAAACUGGGCUGUAAGAAGGUGCGGCCCUGGAAGUGGAUGCCCUUUUCCAAUCCAGCCAGAAAAGAUGGAGCCAUCUUCCAUCACUGGAGACGUGCAGCAGAGGAAGGAAAGGACUACCCAUUUGCUCGCUUCAACAAGACUGUGCAGGUGCCUGUGUACUCAGAGCAGGAGUAUCAGAUGUAUCUUCAUGACGAUGGAUGGACGAAAGCUGAAACAGAUCACCUGUUCGACUUAUGCAAACGUUUUGACCUGCGGUUUAUUGUUAUCCAUGAUCGCUAUGAUCACCAACAGUAUAGAAAGCGAUCUGUGGAGGAUCUUAAGGAGCGUUAUUACAGCAUUUGUGGCAAACUGACAAAAGUUCGGGCAGGAACAGGGACAGAGCCUAAGAUCUUCAUAUUUGAUGCUGGUCAUGAAAGACGCAGGAAGGAGCAGCUCGAGAGACUUUUCAGCCGCACUCCAGAGCAGGUGGCAGAAGAGGAAUACCUGAUCCAGGAGCUGAGGAAGAUUGAGACGCGUAAGAAGGAGCGUGAAAAGAAGGCCCAGGACCUCCAGAAGCUCAUUACAGCCGCUGACACGACGACAGAGAUGCGCAGAGCUGAACGCAAAGCCACCAAGAAGAAGCUGCCGCAGAAACGAGAGAUGGAAAAACCUGCUGUUCCUGAAACCGCAGGCAUCAAAUUCCCAGACUUCAAAUCUGCUGGUGUUUCACUACGGAGUCAAAGAAUGAAGCUGCCCAGCUCAGUUGGACAGAAGAAAAUAAAAGCAAUUGAACAGAUCCUGACGGAGCAAGGAGUGGACCUCAACCCCAUGCCCACUGAGGAGAUUGUACAGAUGUUUAACGAACUCCGCAGCGACCUGGUCCUGGUGUAUGAGUUGAAGCAGGCCUGCAGUAACUGUGAGUACGAACAGCAGAUGUUGCGGCACCGCUAUGAUGCUCUGCUAAAAGCAGGGGGCGCCAUCACACCACAGAGCGAGAGCAGUGGAGCACCUGACAGUCAAUCCUGGCUUGGCGCUGAUGACAUUAAAACCGAAGCCAAAGAGCAGAUUAUUGAUGUGGUUGGAGCUCCACUAACUCCAAAUUCGCGCAAACGCAGAGAAUCUGCCUCGAGUUCCUCAUCUAUCAAGAAGGUGAAGAAACCGUGACAUAAAUGACUUUGUAAACUCAAUUGGACAUUUUUUGGAAGAGGAUAGAGAGGUUUGUGGAGCUCUCUUAAGUGAUUGCCUGCUUCAGGGUCAGAGGGUGAGGUUGUGGUUGUAGGUCAUCUGUUAUCUUCUCUUUUGAUGACCGCUCUCUCUGUUAAUGUAUUCAACACAAUGACUACCCUCUCUGUCCACCACCCCUCAGUCCCACCCGCUUCCCUCCUCUCUCCAUUCUCCAGACCAAACCUCUACCAUGACACAGACCACCCUUGACAACCUAUUCCAUUAUACCACCUCUUCUGUCCAACCAGGCAGCCCAAACCCAGAUGAACUAAAUUGGCAAAGAGAGCUAAUCGGAACAUGACAAGACGGAAGCAAGUAGACAGAAAAAAAGAAAAGUCUGCUUGUCUGUCUGAAAUGAACGUAUGCUGGACAGAUGGUAUGAGUGAAUCUGGAUCCUGUUGGGGAAUUUAUUGAAAGAGUGUUUGCUUUUUGGCUGCGUCUUGAAACAGCAGGCUCUGGAAAAAUAUCUCAUUUUUUGGAGGUGUCCCUGUCUAACUGGCGUCUUUACGUCUGCCAUCCUGAUUUGCCUGUUUUCACCUGCAAUCCUGCAUUUUCUCAGAAGAGCCAGAGUGUCACCCAUCUCAAAUAGAUGCUCUUGUAUGUUGAGCUCCUUACCUGUAAAAUGUCCUUGUGUUUAAUAAAUGUUUUUUU
Messenger RNA from Onychostoma macrolepis, 2283 nucleotides. RefSeq names its product DNA methyltransferase 1 associated protein 1 (gene dmap1). Gene Ontology annotation, molecular function: transcription corepressor activity. Gene Ontology annotation, biological process: DNA repair; chromatin remodeling; negative regulation of transcription by RNA polymerase II. NCBI's taxonomy places the organism in Eukaryota, Metazoa, Chordata, Actinopteri, Cypriniformes, Cyprinidae. The record is from RefSeq and is a predicted model, not a curated record. Gene Ontology annotation, cellular component: NuA4 histone acetyltransferase complex; Swr1 complex; nucleus. The transcript is spliced from 11 exons. Bases 181 to 1572 code for a protein of 463 amino acids.